Molecule: messenger RNA, 4599 nt
Organism: Drosophila sechellia
Lineage: Eukaryota; Metazoa; Arthropoda; Insecta; Diptera; Drosophilidae
Gene: AstA-R1
Product: allatostatin A receptor 1
Exons: 11
Coding region: 1496-2680 (394 amino acids)
Biological process (GO): G protein-coupled receptor signaling pathway
Cellular component (GO): plasma membrane
Molecular function (GO): G protein-coupled receptor activity
Source: RefSeq, a predicted model, not a curated record
UUUGCUCGGACGGCGAGUUUGUCCAUAUUAAUAUUGACUUAACUGCAAAAUAGUCUAACAAAAAGGAAAGAGACUUUCCAAAAGAAAGAUACGUUGCGAGUGAUAUACCUUGAGUUCAACCCUUACUUUAGCUUAUGACGCAAUUCACAUGCGUUGGCAACUUUGCCAGCGGAAUGGCGCUAUUUUUCAUCAGCUUUCCAGCCAAUUGACUUGUUUGUUUGAACUUUGAACGUGCAAAUUUUCCAUUGUCAUGUGUCAAUGGCCCGCCGUCAGUGUUACCGAACACCGUUGGUUCCCGCCACCCAUUUUCCACCCCAUUUCCAACACCGAAAGUCUUUGCUCUCUGCUGGAGCCUGAGUCAAAUCACUUGCAAUUUGACUAGACGAUGUCGCGACAUUUUUUUGUUCUUUCAACGCUUUGUUUUUAUUUUCGACUUGGUUUUUGUAUUUUGAAGAUUUUUUUUGGUGAUAAAUUUCCAUUGCUGCGUGCGGGUCACUCGGCUGGAUUUAUUUUAAACUUUUCUCGGUUCUUCUUGCCGGCUCCCUUUCAUUUUUUUUCAGCGGUGAUCCCACGGUAAACUGAAACCUGACAGUUUUCUUAUUUAUUUAUUCGCUGAGAAAUUGCAUAGACAAAGUCGCGGCGCUUUUCCGCCGGCGGACCUUGUGCUCUCAGAUUAAGCCAACUUUAUCAACUUAAUUUGUAUACAAAUUCAUAUAUUUCAAAAUAUUUUCACCUGCCGCUUUUCCUUUUCCUUUAGCUCGGCUCUGGUUCAUUUUUCACUGCCAUUAUGGCCUGCGGAAAGUUUUCGCGAUGUGUCCUUGCUGUUUGAAAAUAUUGUAUUUGAAACUUUGUGAAAAGUAGCAAAUGCUCUUUGUCAGUGGCGUUGGCACUUUCCCUGCGAAGGGGGGAGGGGGCUUGGUAUAGGCACGUGCCAUAAGCCAUUUGUCAACAAGAAAAACUGAUUGGAUUCCACGGCUAAGUGCGGUGGUUUUUGGUCCUCUAGUUUGGCCGAGAAAACGCUUAGAAGCAAAAUGUAAUCACACUUGGUUAACGCCAGUGAGUGGAGUGCGGCAAAUGAAAAUGAAGAUGAAGUUGGGAGAGCUGGAUAGACAGUUGGAGGGAAAACAAAAGAAAAUCAAGGGCAAAGCCGUUAAAAGGAAAGCAAUUCAAUAAUAAUUGCGUAGCCCCGUUUCGACAAAGUUUGCCAAUUAAUGUGGAAAAUGCCUGAGGUCAAACGAAUCCCUUUGCAAAAGUGACGCAGAAAGAUACGUUUCCCAUUUGAUGCCCGCAAUCACGGAUGCCAACUAAGAAAGUGAGUGAGGCGAUAUAACUCACGGAUAUGCAAAUGCCGAGGUGGGCGUGGCCGGGGGCGUGCCGCAACAAGCAAAUGCGAGAAGCCAAACAAUAGAGACAGAGUCAUCCAAUUAGAAAGGCCCUACAGAAUCGAAUAAUAUAUAUACACAUAUAUUUAAGCACGAUAGGCAUCUCUGCCAAGAUGGCUGGCCAUCAGUCGCUGGCUCUUUUGUUGGCCACGCUAAUUAGCAGCUGGCCAAAAGCCUCUUGGGGCGCCACUGGAAACGGUAGCAUCAUAAGCGCCAGCAACAGUAGUGGCAACAACUAUGCAUUCACCUCGGAACACACGGAUCACUCGGACCACAAUGCCAACGACUCCAUGGAAUAUGACGCGGAGAGUGUGGCCCUCGAACGGAUCGUAUCCACAAUAGUUCCGGUCUUCUUCGGCAUUAUCGGAUUCGCAGGACUUUUGGGCAACGGUCUGGUUAUUCUGGUGGUUGUGGCCAACCAGCAGAUGCGCUCCACCACCAACCUGCUGAUUAUCAACCUGGCCGUCUCGGACAUUCUGUUCGUCAUCUUCUGUGUCCCGUUCACGGCCACCGAUUACGUGCUGCCGGAGUGGCCGUUUGGCAAUGUGUGGUGCAAGUUCGUCCAGUACAUGAUUGUGGUUACGUGCCACUGCAGUGUUUACACGCUGGUGCUGAUGUCCUUUGAUCGCUUCCUGGCCGUCGUCCAUCCCGUGACUAGCAUGUCCCUGCGAACGGAGCGCAAUGCCACACUGGCCAUCAUGUGCGCCUGGAUAACGAUUGUGACGACUGCGAUUCCGGUGGCACUUUCGCACUCGGUGAGGAUUUAUCAGUACCACGGAAAUGCUGGCACCGCUUGCGUCUUUUCCACGGAGGAGGAGAUCUGGAGUCUCGUCGGUUUUCAGGUCUCAUUCUUUCUAUCGUCAUAUGUGGCACCCUUGACGCUGAUUUGUUUCCUGUACAUGGGAAUGCUGGCUCGUCUUUGGAAAAGUGCUCCUGGCUGCAAGCCAUCCGCAGAGUCACGCAAGGGAAAACGGCGCGUCACCCGAAUGGUUGUUGUUGUCGUAUUGGCAUUCGCCAUCUGCUGGCUGCCCAUUCAUGUCAUCCUCGUGCUGAAGGCACUGAAUCUUUAUGGAGGCAGCCACUUGUCGGUCAUUAUCCAGAUUAUAUCCCAUGUGGUGGCCUACACGAAUUCCUGCAUCAACCCCAUACUGUAUGCCUUUCUGUCCGAUAACUUUCGCAAGGCAUUCCGCAAGGUGGUCUGGUGUGGAAGUCCGCCUCCUCUGAUGACUAAUCAACAGGUGACCAAGACCACGCGCACUGCAACCGGAAACGGAACGUCCAAUAUUGAAAUGCUCUAAGCGGCUCUUGAAAGUAAACUAAUUGAGAUGGUCACACCAUUUUUGAAGGCGACUUACAAACUCGAAACACAAAAUGUGAAUUUAAAACUAACAAAGAACACAAAAACAUUAAAACGCGGCGCAUAUAAGUUAACUAUAGUGUAUAUAUAGUAAACAAUGUAUGUCUAUGAGGAGAAUAUAAUUUUCCGAAUUAUGAAAUGUGAUUGUUUUGAUAGUUUGAAAUGUGUACGCAUUAUUUCCCUAAAAAUAAGUCAACCGCAAGGUAUAUUAUAAACACAUAUAUUCUAUGUUAAAUUUUAAUACGAUUGGAUUCUUAUAAAACUUUGAGCGCCGUGUAAGUUUCAUUUGUGACCUAGAACUUAAGUAUUUAACAUAAAAUUUAAUUUUUCAAAAAUAAUAAUAAAAAGAAGAAAGUUAAACAGAUAUGCUGUAAAUUUCCUGAGACAGAAAUUGAUGAGAGUUGACACACUAAUUAAUGAAUAGAAUUGAUAGGCAGUGGGAUUUCUGUAACAAUUUGUAGAUUUCCGUGUUAUAAGCAAUUCAUACGUCAUUUAUUCAUUAAGCGUUUAAUAAUACAAAAUUAUUAUUAACAGAAAAGACAGAAAACAAAAGUUAUUACCGAUUUACAUGACCAUAUUGAGAAGAUUAGAUUUAACAAUACAACCUUUGGAAUUUAAAUGAACGAUUUUCGAAAACAAAUUGUUUUUUCUGUUUUCCAUUGAAAAAAUAUUUUGUUGGGCAGAGAAGCACAAAGAUAGAAGAAAUUUAUAUAGCACGUAAGAAAGUUUUUUUAAUUACCAGAGCUGUAAUUUAAGAUGCAGGUAAAUGUUUCAGAUUUGAGGUCUAAUAGAAUUAUUCUGGUACUAAUUUCUCGUACCAACGCAGCUCAAUUUCAUAGAAAUUAUCCUUUUCGUUAUGCAAAUUUAAUCAAUCGUUAAUUAAAUUAGAUUAGAACCAAAAAACUGCAAAUAAAUACAAUGCUUUCAUCUGCAUAAAUAAUAAAAACAUUCCAUUUCCUACUCCAAUUAUUAUUAAAUCACAAAUUAGACAAUUGUUGACCAUGCGAAGUUGGUAAACGUUUAAGUUAAUCAUGUAAAUUACACGUAUAUAUAGGUACAACAAUUUAUACACAUUUGACUAUUAUAUAAGUGACAUUAAUAAAACAUUUAUAUUGCUUUGUUGACUUUUUAUUUUGCUUGGCUUCGGCCUUGCCGAAUUUAAAUGUGGCACAAAAAAGGAUAUACGAAAAUGGGAGUAGGUGUUCCUAGUGAAAAACUACUCGAAAGCUGAAAUAUGGAACAUAAAAUAUUAAAAACCGAAAUUUUCUUAAAUUAAUUUCUAGAUUAGUUUACUCGAUUUUUAUGAAAGCAAUUCAGAUUGCACAAAUAUACUACUAAAUCAAUUGGAAACACAUGCUCCCAUUUCAGUAUGCUACUGUAUUUAACAAAUAAAACUAUUGUAACUAUAUAUAAGCAUAUGUAUAGCAACAUAAAUGCGUAUAUAUAUAUAUAUAUAUAUGUAUUUAUAUUUGUAUUUGUAAAUGUAUUCUACUGCAUUCCUAGCACAGUUGUGGAAUUGAACAAUAUUUGAAUUUAGAAGGAAAACAACCGAGAAAUAAUGGCAAAAUUGAACAGAAGAAAAGUUUAAAUAUUCUAACUAUAAGCGUAAAAUAAAAAAAGUUUUUUUGUGUACCCUGUAGGGUAUUCGCUAGCCGCCUAUUCUCACGAAAAUCGCAACAAAACUAGCGCAUAAAAAAUGCAUUACGAAAUGUACUCAUCAUUUUCCCAUUUCAUUUAUGCAGCAAAUAGUUUAUUGCGUAAGAUGAAAAGCGGAACUUAUUGUAUUUGUAUAUGAAUGUAUAUGUACAAUAACAUUUGUUCAUUGUGUUAAAUAAAAUUGAUGACUCUGUGUACACAAUA